Octopus sinensis (East Asian common octopus) is the source of this 2787-nucleotide messenger RNA. Its product is annotated as A disintegrin and metalloproteinase with thrombospondin motifs 7-like. Bases 27 to 2765 code for a protein of 912 amino acids. Gene Ontology annotation, cellular component: extracellular matrix. Gene Ontology annotation, biological process: extracellular matrix organization. Lineage: Eukaryota; Metazoa; Mollusca; Cephalopoda; Octopoda; Octopodidae. Gene Ontology annotation, molecular function: metalloendopeptidase activity. The transcript has 23 exons. The record is from RefSeq and is a predicted model, not a curated record.
GGCACAGAGGGGAUAUAUGCAGAGGAAUGGGCGGUGCGGAGAGAGAUGAGGUGCAAUGUGGGACACUGGCGAUUCAAUUAGGAAUUAAGACUAUCCCUGUUCAGAAGUUACCACCAGAUAUACAGGAUUUUGUCCAGCAGAGUUACUUCCUGAAAGAAGGAUUCUACUCCUUUGUUAUUGUUCAUCCACGACAUGAAGACGGAGGAGAUUUAAGGCCUUUCCAUGCAAAUAUUCUAAAAAAAUUUACCAAAAGGGAACUAAAGCUUCACCUCUCUAUCGAUGAAGAAUCUUUAGUCAUAAAAUUGACACCAAAUGUUUCAGUACUCCAUCCUAACUCUGUGGUUAGCUUUGCAGAUGGUUCUAAAGAAGAACUAGUGGAUAUUAAAGACCUGAAAUCUUGUUAUCUCAUUGGGAAUAUCAUCUCACAUGGAGGCUUGGCUUCUUUCUCACAUUGUGGAGAAAUAUUAGAAGGAGCUAUGAUGAUAAAUGGAACUGAAAUGUUGGUGAAAAGUUUGCCCCAACAUCUUAUUCAUCGCCAUCGAAGAUCAGCUUUUGACCAACCAAUUCUAAUUGCAAAGAGACAAAUGAAUUACUCAACUGGUUAUAUUAAAACAGAUCCCAUCUCACCAGAAAACAGGGAGAGUUACAAGAAAAUAUUCAAAAGAUCAGAAGGAUUGACAAGUUUGACAAUAGAAAUUGCUGUUUAUGUAGAUUCUGUUUUAACAAAGUCUCUGGAAGAGGAACAUCAUUUGAUGUCUUUGCAACAGAAGAUAGAUUUUGUGGUCAUCAAAUAUAAUGCUGUUCAGUAUGAAUACUGGAAAGAGAAACUUAGUGAUCUCCAUAUCAUCAUUCAAGUAAAGAAGAUUGUCUUCUUUGUUAAAGACCCGAUGGAACACUUCAAAGAAAAGAAUUUAGACUCAAUCUUAUAUUCAUUCUGUGCUUGGCAGCGAUUUCACAUUCCUCGAUUUGAUCAUGCUAUGCUCUUAUCAAACUUAGGUAUGUCUCACAGUGAUAAAACAGAAGAAUGUAAAACGCCACCAGCAAGUCAUGGUAUCAUGGGAACUUUGCGAACUGGAUGGAGUAUUUGCUCCAGAAAAUCUCUGCUGCAACUGAUAGACAACAACCUGGCAGAGUGUCUGUUUGAAGAGAAUGUCAAGCGAAACGAAGUUGCAGACACUUUUAAAAGCUUAACACUAAAUGGUCUCUUACCAGGUCUAUACCUUACACCAGAUGAUACAUGUGAAAUGAACUAUGGACCAGGCUUCCGUUACAGAGGAUUUCCUAAAGAAACUCCCAAUACCGAGUGUAAGUUCCAUUCCUGUACAUAUCUCAUUCAUGAUGAAAGAUUUGGUGAGUCGAAGGUAAAUUAUCAUGGAAUAGCUGGUGCUUAUUGUGGAAAGAACAAGGUAUGUUUACUAAAUCUACAUUGUGUCAGUGUUGAGACCCUAAGUUUGAAAGUGCCAUUAACUAUCCAGCCAGGUGGUUGGGGAUCAUGGAAUGCAUGGUCUGAAUGUACUUCAGUUUGUGGAACAGGGAUCAGGUACCGAGAACGAUUAUGUACUAACCCAAAACCAUUGAACAGUCCGAAAUGUCAGGGACAACAAUACAGUUCUGUUGUUUGUACUAGAAAGCCAUGUUCAAGAAAACAGCCAAUGCACAACAUAAUUCAGAAAGCAAUUAAUGAUUUAUGCGGACAUUUUGUGAAGACUGGAAUUUUGAGUUCCAAAUAUUAUAGUGAAGGAACAUUAUAUGGUUCUGAUAAAUUAGCUGUUUGUGAAGUAAUUUGUCAUUCGAACCCAAGACAAGAAAUUGAUCGAUUUGCUAGAUUUGGCUUGCUUCCUGAUGGUACCCCAUGUGAGGUUUUUGAAUCUUUCCAGGACCCACUGAGAUGGAAAAAGAAGGCAAUAUGUAUCAAUGGUGCUUGCACUCCAGUUGGAUGUGAUGGUCUCCUGUAUGGUAAAGAAUUGGAUCGCUGUGGAAUUUGUGGAGGUGAUGGACGUACAUGUAAAAGAAGAUCUUAUAUACAUUAUUUUAAUGCAAAAUCAAAUCCUUACCUGAAACUGAAGAUUCCUAAAAAUGCAAUCCGUAUCAAAUUUAAAUUUUUCAAUGCAAAGAGACAGACAUACCAGAUUUCACUGUUCUCCAAAGAUGAUCAACCAGUUUUGAAUGUGAGUACACCACCAACUGAAAAAAGUUCCACACCUAUAAAAUUUGCCAACACCUAUUGGAACUAUGAUGCAUCUUCAUUUCUAAUGGCAUCAGGUCCACUUAGUGAAGCUGUAAUUGUCAGGGUAAAUUGUACUUAUGUUGAUGAAAUUGUGCAAUUUAAGUACCACUACUCAGUUUCUACACAGAAAGAGAACUGUGAACUCUCCUGUAAUGGAGGUGGUGAACUUUAUGAAUGUUCUUGUUUGUGCAGAAAGGGUAAAGGAGGUCCAGAAUGUUCAUCAUGUAAUACUGUUUGUUUGAAUGGUGGAAUUGUCAAUGAAGCUACCUGUGAGUGUAUUUGCCCAUCACCUAAUAUGUUACAACCAAACUGUCAAUGUGACCAACGACAUGCAGGCAAAGAUUGUACUGGAUGUAACUACAUAUUCUGUGGCCCUUAUGGAAGCUAUGACUGGGAAAGUUGCCAGUGUAUCUACGAGAAAGGAUUAUAUGAAAAACAAUCUGUAUCUGAUGGUCACUUAUGUGGCGAAGGAGUGGACCAGAGAAAUAUGAAUGCUGCUGUCUCACCUGAAGAAGCACAACGAUUCAGUGGAAAUUAAACCAAAUUGCUGUAUAUUUCAU